AUGGAGAAAGAUUUAGUAGUCUGGAUAGAAAAUGACAACGGCUAUGACAUUUCCUUAAGUCAAAGCCUAAUCCAGAGUAAUGCCCUAACUCUCUUAAAUUCUGUGAAGACUGAGAGAGAUGAGGAAGCUGUAGAAGAAAAGUUUGAAGAUAACAGAGAAAAGGGAGAGAUUUCCCUGAAGUCUGCGCUUUUAGCACUGAAGAGCUAUAGACGUUUCCAAGAUUUUAGAGAGGUUAAGGAACUUGCAAAGGCCUUAGAAAAAGUCACCAAUGAAAAAAUUGAUGUUAAUGAUGUAAAAUCUGUACCGAGAGGCCUGGGGAUUUAUUUUCCUGAGGAAGAAUUACAGGAGGUGCUUGGAUCCAUUUUUGAUGAUAAGGAAAAGGUUGAUGUCGAUGACCUUGACACUAUUCUGGAUAAAAUGGGAAUGAAUUUCUUUGAUAAGGAAUUUGAAGAACGACCAAACAAUCAGCCAGGAGAGUUGGUAAAUGUCAGAGACUUGGACAACGUAUUAGGAAACAUGGGCAUUGAACUUACCAAAGAAGAACUUGGAGAAUUGACAAGAAGCCUUCCAGUUAAUGCUAAAGGGAAGACUGAUAUGAAAUCAUUGAUGGAUACAGUACAAAUUAUUACAGGAGGAGAAGUUGAUGUCAGUGACCUGGAAAAUGUUGUGCAAAAUAUGGGGAUAGAGCUCACACCUAGAGAGUACCAGGCACUAGAGAAAUUACUUCCAAUUGAUGCUAAAGGAAAAAUACAUAAGAAUAGGUUGCUGAAUUAUGUGAAAGCUAUAAAAGGAUUGCAAGUUGAUAUUCAUGACUUUGACAGUAUACUUGGAAACAUGGCAGUCAAACUCACAGCUGAGGAACUUAAUGAUCUAACCCCCAAACUACCAGUUGAUGGAGUGGUUGAUGUCAGUGACAUGAAAAAAGUUCCAAAAAAUGUGGAAACAGAACUUAAAGAUGAGGAACACUCAGAAGUGGUGAAUAAACUGCCAAUUGAUGCUGGAAAGAUUGAUCUCGGUAAAUUAAUGGAUUCGGUGAAAACUAUAACAGGAGAAGAGUUCAAAGUUAGUGGUAUGAAACAUGACCUAGAAAAUAUGGGGCCAGAGCUUGCACUUAAAGGAAGUCUGAAGCUAAUGAAUCAAACAUCGGUUGAUGGUAAUGGAAAAGUCUAUCAAAAAUUAGAUGGUAGGAAAUCAUCCAUCAAUGGUAGGAAAGGAGAGAUUGUUGAUGUUAGUAAACUGGGCACUAUUUUGCAAAACAUGAAUAUGAGACUUGCAGAAAAUGAAGUUAAUGACCUUACAAAAAACCUUUCAGUUGAUGGAAAGGUUAAUGUCAAUAAUCUGGAUGCCGUUCUGGGAUGCAUGGGGAUCCAACUCACAGAAAAAGAACGUGAAAGACUGAUGGAAAAUAUGCCAAGUACUGGAAGAGCUACUGAUAUCAAUGACCUGGAAAAUGUUCUAGAAAACAUGGGGAUAGAGUUCACAGAUGAGGAGCAAUUAAAACUAAAGAAAAGUCUGCCAAUUGGUGGAAAAGCUAUUGAUGUCAAUGACCUGGAAAAUGUUCUAGAAAACAUGGGGAUAGAAUUCACAGAUGAGGAGCAAUUGAAACUAAUGAAAAAUCUGCCAAUUGGUGCUAAUGGAAAGAUUUUUAAAAAUAGGUUGAUGGACAGUAUAAUAUCUCUUAAAGGAGGGAUUUUUGAUGUCAAUAAAAUGGAUGCUUUCUUGGAAAACAUAGGAAUGAACCUUACAGAAAAUGAAAUUAGUGACCUGACACAGGAUCUGCCAGUUGAUGGUGAGCAUAUAAGAUAUAUUUGA
Nycticebus coucang (slow loris) is the source of this 1812-nucleotide messenger RNA. Its product is annotated as EF-hand calcium-binding domain-containing protein 13-like. The record is from RefSeq and is a predicted model, not a curated record. The coding region runs from base 1 to 1812 and encodes 603 amino acids. The transcript has 19 exons. NCBI's taxonomy places the organism in Eukaryota, Metazoa, Chordata, Mammalia, Primates, Lorisidae.